This is a messenger RNA of Synchiropus splendidus (mandarinfish), 875 nucleotides long. RefSeq names its product regulator of G-protein signaling 13-like. Bases 55 to 597 code for a protein of 180 amino acids. The transcript has 5 exons. The record is from RefSeq and is a predicted model, not a curated record. NCBI's taxonomy places the organism in Eukaryota, Metazoa, Chordata, Actinopteri, Syngnathiformes, Callionymidae.
GAGCACGUGCGGCUCCGACAGUCGAGUCCUGGUCCUCCUGAGGUCGCCUUCAUCAUGCCUAGUCUAGUCACAUCAUCACCGAGGCAACUGCUGCACCUUUUGGACAGUGACAAAAGGGGAAAGUGCAGGAGAGUAAACCUGAAGUCUCCUCUCCGCUGUGGGUCAUCUCAAUCUUCUUCUUCUGAAGGACUCUGUUUUGAUGAGAUGUCGCAGUGGUCCCAAUCCCUCGACAGGCUUUUAACGUCCAACUAUGGCAGACAAAUCUUCCAGGUCUUUUUAAAGUCUGAGUUCAGCGAUGAAAACAUUGAGUUUUGGCUGGUCUGUGAGGAAUAUAAGGAGAUCAAGUCUUCAUUCCGGAUGACGUCGAGGGCUAAAAAGAUUUUCAAACGCUACAUCCAGGCAGAAGCCCCGAGAGAGAUAAACAUUGAUCACAAAACCAGAGAGACGAUCCGACGAAACAUCCAGGAGGCCAACCGAAUGUGCUUCAAUGACGCCCAGAGGAUUGUCUACGGACUGAUGGAGAAAGACUCUUACCCUCGUUUCCUCAGGUCUGACAUCUACAGCGCUUUAUUGGAGUCAAAGUCUGUGAAAAUGUAAGCACGGAGGGUUUCAGAGACACAACUGCUUGGACAAACUGGACGUCUCAAAUGGGCAGCAAAGUCACGUAUUAGCGCAGUGUCAGGUGUUGUGAUGCACAUCUGUAGGAACUGUGGACAGAAGGUGUUUGGUGGUGGUGUAUUAACAGAUAUAGCCUGAUGUAAUAGACUGCCAGAGCUACCAAACACACUCAAUGCAUGCUGUUUUUAUUUAUACCUACAUGUGUUAUGUGCUUGCAAUGCAUCCAGUCUUGAUAUAUAAUGUUCUAAUAAAGGAAU